AUGAAAUUAAUAUUAAUAUUAAUUUUUUUAUUUAGUUGUAUAUUAUUUAUAAAUUGUGAAAAUUUAAUAAAAGUUUUAGAUGUUAGAUUAGCUCAAACUCAUGUCAUACCAGUUGAAGGUAAAACAUGGAAUCUUAAUAAUAACAUUCAACAUAUGUCAAUUGUUGGAAAUAGAAGAGCAUUCUUAUUAGCAAGUUUUGAUGAUCCAACUCAGACUUAUUAUACUACUAUUUGGUUUAAUGAUAAAUUGGUUGGCCCUCUUAAAUUAAAUGAUCCAAGUCAAUUACCACCAACUGAAGAUAAAGGUGAAAAGUAUUCAACAGUUCACCAUUCCAUUAUGCUUUCAAAGGAAUGGGUGAAAGUAGGAAUGAAAAUUCAAUUCUUCACAAUUGGUAAUGAUGGAAAUGGUUCAUCAGUUGUAAAAUCCUCUGAUUUCUUUUAUCCAGAUGUUGGUCAAGAUUAUACUUUGAAAAUGUGGACACUCCCAUUUUACUUAUUUGGUGCAAAUGAUACCAAUACUCAACCAUUCUCAAAGACAAAAGGAAUUGAUUCUGAAAUUACUAAAGAAUUAAUUGAAAAAUGGUCAUGUUCUGAUUUACAAGCAAUAAAUCAUCCAAUACAAAAAAUUGAUUGGUCAUACUUUGUAAUGGAACCAAGAAAUGGUAAUCCAGCAAUGGUAAUUACAAAUUCUGAUCAAAAGAAAGAUGGUUAUGCAAUUAUGAGUGGUGUUUUGAAUAUCUUAACUCAAAUUAGAAAAGUUUUUGGUGAAUCAUCUUCAUCAAUUCAAAUUUAUUCACCACUUUUACAUUUGGAUUCAAAAGGUAAAUAUGCAGAUCCUUAUGGAGGACUAGGUGGUGGUUCCAGGGGAACAGGUGACUAUACAUAUAAGGGUAUCUUUAUCCACGAACAAGGUCAUGCUAUGGGAUUGCCUCAUGCUGGCGAGGCUUUUGACAAAGGAACUUUCCCAUAUCAAAAAGGAAGCUUAUCAGGAUCAGAGUGGGGUUUCGAUGCAAAUCAUAAUGAAUUUUUAGGUAAUUUUCUUCCUCCAACUGCUGAAUAUUAUAGAAAUUGUCAAAAAUCAUUUUUAAUUGAUAACAAAGGUCGUUGCAUUAAACAAAGUGUAAUGCAAGGAGGUGCUGGCGAUCAAUCGUCAAAAUAUAGAUUUAGUAUGUUUGCAGAUUAUGAAAUGACAACAAUUCAAAAUUAUUUUAAAAAUUCAAUUUACUAUGAUGAAACAAAUGGCACCUAUAAAAAAUGGAAUGAUACAUCUAAAUCUUAUUAUGAUUACAAACCAAUUACUCAAAAUAAAGGAUUAUGGGGUAUUGAUGAUGGAACACCAAUUGAAAGAGAUAUUGAUGUAUAUACAAUUUUAUUCACACACAGUACAGUUGGACCAAAAGAAUUAUCACAAAUCUAUCCAUUACUUAAAUCAAAAGGUAAUUUAAUGAGACAAUUCGAUCCAACUAAUAAAACUGAAAUGGCAAUUAUAAUUCCAAAUACUGGUGCUAUUCCUUGGUAUUGUCAUGACAGUGGUUGUGACUAUACAGUUAGAGUUACAUUUGAUGAUAAUUCAUUACAACAUGUACUCUUACAACAAGGUAAACGUAAAUAUUGGAAACCAAUGAGUGAUUUAAAAGAUAAUAUAAUGGAUCCAAAAAGUUCUGAUAGUUUCAUGUUAGGUGGAAUUAAUGUCAAAGCAAAUAAAAAAAUUAACAAAGUUGAAUUAUUAGAAACUCUCUUGGGAUGGAAUGGUAUUUCAAAUAAUGCAACUGUUUUAGCCUCAAAAUCAUUUUAA
Messenger RNA from Dictyostelium discoideum AX4, 1794 nucleotides. RefSeq lists its product as hypothetical. Lineage: Eukaryota; Evosea; Eumycetozoa; Dictyosteliales; Dictyosteliaceae. The transcript has a single exon. The coding region runs from base 1 to 1794 and encodes 597 amino acids. The record is from RefSeq and is a predicted model, not a curated record.